UGUGUUGCUCUGGAGGAUGCAAUAAGCAGUCGGGAGCGGGAAAUACUGCCAGUAAUCCUUCCCUGCCUACCCUUCCUACUGCCGACCACGGGAACAUGAAGGCUGUUUCUCUCCAGGUCCUGUUUGUGCUGGGGAUCUUGUGCCUGGCGACCCUGGCUGGAGGGCAACCCAAAGCACCUCUGAAGUGUUCAACAGAGUGCGGCCGUUUUACAUCUGGGAUAGCGGCGAAGCGGAUAAGGAGCUACCACAGGACCGAACCCCGCUGCGCCAAACAAGCCAUCAUAUUUAUUACUCUGAAGUCCUUGGAGAUUUGUGCAGAUCCGGAGGCAGAGUGGGUGAAGAAGAUCGUAGAGAAACUGGACCAGAAAAAGGCCGCAGCCUCCCCCCUCCCACGUGAUGCCACCUCAGCAGCGGCGCCAGAAGAGCCCGGUGUUUUUCAGAAACAUGUUGGUCUUGCAGUAACGGCUCCAUCUCAAGCCACUGCUCCACCUAGUUUUUUCCAAGGGACUGGCACAACAGUUUUGGAGAGAAUACAUGUUCCUGCUGCCAGGACGGAGGCGUCCACCAAGUCCCCACCAGCCACACAGGACACCACCCAGCUCCCUGCAGGGUCGUCCCCCGUGACACGGGAAAUUGCUGCCCGCUCUGAAGUCACUCCAGAAGCAAACAGAGAUUCCUUAAAAUCUCCUGCACCUUCAACAGCUUCUGCAGCAGGCAUGGUCUCCAGCCAGCCCACCCCGUAUCCCACGGCUCUUGUGCUUGGCUUUGACAACGCCAUAGGAUCUACAGAAGAACCUGUAGGACAUACUGCAAAUGCUAGGGCUGAAGUUCGAGACAUGACUUCUCCUGGCUCAGAUUCAGACCCCGUGGCCAUUGCUAUAGGAUCAGACCAUCCUGUACUUUCUACAGAUGAAUCCCUGAACCCUACAAGUGCAAGAGCCAACGCACCAGACACUGGUUCUAGCAGUUUUAGUUCAGAUCUCCCCUCCACCCUGGACAGCAUGGAGACCGCCACAGUCCCAGCCACACCAGUUCCACCAGAGACUGCUUCAGUUUCUACUCUAAACCCCACAACUGCCAUAGACGAAGGUCCUUCUGUCCAUACCAACAAGGUUGUCAGUUCCUCUGCAGGUGCUUUUGGUACUCGAACAUUUGAUUAUUCAUCGCCUGUAGGAAAGCAAGAUCCUUCAGAUAAGUUAGUUUUUACUAGACAAGCAUUCUCAGGCCAAGCCAGAGUGCAGAUGACUACAGAAAGGCCAAAUGAUCUGCCUUUUCCCAGCUUCUUGUCAAGAUCUCAAAUGCACUUUGUCAUCCCAGUUUCUGUGGUGGGUGGUCUGAUGGCUUGCAGUGUUGCUGUUGUAUGGCUAUAUCUAAAAUUUGGAGUCAAAACAGAAGAAAUGUCCAGAGAAAUGGUACAGGGCUUGCUCUACCAGAAGGACGGACAUCAAAACAAUGUCUAUCCAAUGGAAGUAAUCUGAAUGCUUUAUGGCGUGGACAUUUUUGGCCUAAACUAUAUGUGUGUGGCUGCAGGAAAGCUAGGUUUAUGCUGAACUGGUGACCAGUACGAAGCAAGGCAGGGAAUAAAAAUACCAGAGAAAACUGAUGGGUUUUUUGCAGAGCAGAAUGUCCAAAAAUAUAUCUAAGUCGUCGCUGACCAAUGACAGUAUUUUGGAAACAAAUGAGACACUUUUUUUUCUUUCUGGCAUUGUUACAUACAAAGGCUAUUGCUGUUCUAGAGCUGCUUGGUGGCUCUCUGCCAGGUGGUGAGCGGAAGCGAAUUUCCAAAUUGCUGUUGGGAAUUUUUCUGCCUUUCAUCACGGCCCAGCGGAGAAGCCACCCACUCACCCACGCUGCUGGACUCGGGCUCAGCCACCUUGAGCAAUCUGAACACCAAAAGCACGAUUUGCACUUAAACUGUCUGCUGCUUCUUUCUUUGCACUUCAGGUCGCUGCUCUGUCAGAGCAAGACCGAUGCUGGGGGUCAGCUGGGUGCUGGCUCUCCUUGGGCUGAUCCAAUACCCCAUUUACUCUUGCUGGAGGCACGAGGGACAGUCUAGCUUUUCAGACAGAGGUGAUGAAAACUGCAUCUGAUUAGGGGACUGAAGGUCAGUGCUACAGAUUUCACGUUCAGAGGAGCUGCCAACCCACAGUCGGUCUCCUCCUUGAAAUCAGACCACCCUUCUCUCCAACAACUGCGGGCAUUUCUUCUUGCAGAUUUAGUCUGAGACCUGGUUCUUGGCAAAUCAACUGCAAUAAAACCCUCCUGCCGGCUGAUGCGCCCUGGGUCCCGCUGCGUCCAACACCAGGGCAGGAUAACGUGGAUGAGCCUUUGCAAAUGGGAGAAACCAAGAAGUCACCCAAUAAUUUUGCUAUUCCUGUGAUAACAUUGGAGGGGUUUUUCUGUUCUCUGCAAGCACAAAACCCAGGAAAUACUCUCUUGGAGGAGCUAAAUGCAAUUCUGGAUUUAGUCACAUAGGAAUUACUCCACCACAGCAGACGUACCAUCCUGCUGGUCCCAUAUUCUCUCUAGAAAUAAGCACGUUUGCUGAUCCACAAAAAAGCACAAAAUGCCUGCUCAUGGUCUUACACUUCAGCUGCAUUUUAGUUUUUCUUUUUUUGGAUAGCACUCAUCACCAGGCUAUUAAAGCCCCGUAACAGUACCAGGCUUUUUUUUAACCCAAAUUGGUGUUGAUUUUUACACAUCUAGAUGUUGCUGUAUGUAAGCCUUAUCUUUUAUCUGUGGUCAGUUCCUGAAAGCCCUUAUUAAACAUUGACUCCAGUAUGAAUUUUGCUGGAGCGUGCAAAGGUCUUCAUGAUAUGAUGCUUUGUAGGUAGAGAUAUGUAUCAAGGGUCAGAUCCUCCUCUAACCAACCUCAGUGGAUCAGAUCCCAAAGUCUAUAUAUGCAUGUAGAAAAAAAGAAAGCAAAAACACAUAAUGAGCAAGAUAAUCAAAGCAAAAACGAUGGGUCAGCUGUAAAGCAGAGCUAGAGAAAGGCGGCCUGUGAGAUCCGUCAGAUCGCACCUUCAGGGCAUCCAUCCAGCCCUGGAGGUGGAGAGGAUGGACUGCAACGGUGUUUGAUUUCUGCCGUCACUCAGUCCCUUAUGUCUGCAUUUUGUUGGCUUGAGAGAGGGGAGCCAGGGAUUCAUCUCGGGCUUUGCAAGUACAGAAUGCAAUCAAUCGGAUUAAUUGUAAUUAGGAAUUUGGGGUGAAACCCCUCCUUGUGCAGCAGCGCUCCCGUGCAGCCCAGCUGUGUAACACUGGCUGGGGUUGAUUUACCUGGAGGGUGAAUCAGGGGCUGUCAGCGCCGCCUCCCCAUCCGCCCCGCUUGUGCACGGCUGGGGUUCGUGGCCUCGCAGUUCGUGAGGCGGUGUACUAUGGCAUUAUUUUUAUAUGAAACGCUAGAAAUGUUAUUUUUGUAGUAAAGUUUUGUAGCCAUUUGAAUGUAUGUAGUAUCCUGUCCUUGCUACUGGAGCAUCGCGGAGUCGAGACCUUUCUGUGACCAUUGGAAAACACCGUGCCUUGUCUAUUUCUUGCUGUCUUGGAUGGCUUGUGCGCGUCCAUGGGAGCUGGGUCACUCUCCAGGCACUACAGCAAACAGAGUGGACACUUGUCUGGCUACGGGUGAAGUCCUCGGCUUGCGGCGAUGCUGGGGAGAUGAAUGUGCACCAGGCAGAUCUGAUCACUUCAAGUCCCACCACGGUGUUUGUAAGGACACCGGUUUCGGCUCCACGGCCGGCUCCCACCGUCUUCCCGCUGCGCGGACGCUCAGCAGAAGGAGCGGCUCCUCCAGCCCGGUUCCGUCCUUGUGCUCGCCUUGCUCCCCUCUCCUGUUUCCAGGCUGUUAGCAGGCGGGGCGCUGGCAGCCCUCAUGGGGGGCACUUAAAACCCAGGACCGGGGGAGGGGGGGGCACCGCUGUUCCUCCUUGCUUUACACUGUGCGAUGGGCAGUCUGGGAGGGCACAAGGUGAAUGCCAGUGCAGAAGGACGGAGCCUGUGGGCAUCACCAGUUCCUGGGGCCUAAAAAUGUCAUUUGUUGUAGAGCGCAGUGACCGUUACAAGCUCUGAUUCCUUUGUGUAUUGAGUAUGUAUGUGUGCACACAAGAUAUAUGUUCUGUACCUUUUUUUAGAAGUAAAAGUAAUAGAAUC
This is a messenger RNA of Pygoscelis adeliae (Adelie penguin), 4146 nucleotides long. It is a transcript of the gene CX3CL1, whose product is annotated as chemokine (C-X3-C motif) ligand 1. Lineage: Eukaryota; Metazoa; Chordata; Aves; Sphenisciformes; Spheniscidae. Gene Ontology annotation, biological process: positive regulation of GTPase activity; monocyte chemotaxis; cellular response to tumor necrosis factor. The coding region runs from base 96 to 1478 and encodes 460 amino acids. The transcript has 3 exons. The record is from RefSeq and is a predicted model, not a curated record. Gene Ontology annotation, molecular function: chemokine activity; CCR chemokine receptor binding. Gene Ontology annotation, cellular component: extracellular region.